GGGCCGUGAGGAGGAAGCGGAGCCGCUGCCGGGCCCGGCGGGAUCGGCACCGGCACCGCCCGCCCGGGGCCGCUCCGGGCCGUCCGCGCCGCGCUCAGCGCGCUCGCAGGCGCCGGGAUCCGUGUCGGGACCGGGAGCGGUGUCGGAAGCCACUGCCGGUGAAGCCGGGACGGGUGUCAGGGUCCGGCAGCCGGUGCCGGUUAUCCCGGAGCGGGUGUCGGGGACGCGGGGAGGGCGCCGCGCGUCGGGAACCGGUACCGGUUAUCCCGGGACGGGUGUCGGGGGUCCCGGAGCCGGUACCGGGACCCGGGGCGGGUGUCAGUGCCUCGGUACCGGGGGGUGCGGGUGUUCCUGAGCCGGUACCGGUGAUCCAUAGCCGGUACCGGUGACCCAGACCGGGUGUCCCUAAGGCCAGUGCCGGUCCCGGUGCCAGUCCUGGUUCCAGUCCCGGUCCCGGUUCCAUUCCCAGUCCUGGUCCUGGUUCCAAUCCCGGUGCCAGUUCUGGUUCCAUUCCUGGUCCCGGUGACCCAGAGCCGGUGUCGUUAACACCAGUCCCAGUUCCAUUCCUGGUCCCGGUUCUGGUUCAAGCUCUGGUUCCAUUCCCAGUUCCGAUUCCGGUUCCGUUCCCAAUUCCGGUCCCGGUUCCAUUCCCAGUCCCGGUUCCGUUCCCGGUCCCAGUUCCGUUCCCGGUCCCGUCCCCGUCGCCGCUCCCUCCCGCGAUGUACUCGGCGGGCGCGGCGGGCGCGGUGCCGGCGCGGCGGCGGCGCGGGGCGGCGCUGCCGAAGCAGCCGGAGCGCAGCCUGGCGUCGGCGCUGCCGGGGGCGCUGGCCAUCACGGCGCUCUGCACGGCGCUGGCCGAGCCCGCCUGGCUGCGCAUCCACGGCGGCACCUGCGCGCGCCAGGAGCUGGGCGUGGCCGACGUGCUGGGCUUCGUGCAGCCCGAGCUGCUGCGAGAUUUCUGCAUGAACCCGCAGACGGUGCUGCUGCUGCGGGUCAUUGCUGCUUUCUGCUUCCUGGGCAUCCUGUGCAGCCUCGGCGCUUUCCUGCUCGACGUCUUCGGGCCCAAGCACCCAGCGCUGAAAAUCACCCGGCGCUACGCCUUCGCCCACAUCCUCACAGUGCUGCAGUGCGCCACGGUGAUCGGGUUCUGCUACUGGGCCUCGGAGCUGCUGCUGGCACAGCAGCAGCAGCACAAGAAGUACCACGGCUCCCAGGUGUUCGUCACCUUCGCCGUCAGCUUCUACCUGGUGGCCGGCGCCGGCGGCGCCUCCAUCCUGGCCACGGCGGCCAACCUGCUGCGGCACUACCCCAGCGAGGAGGAGGAGCAGGCCCUGGAGCUGCUCUCCGAGAUGGAGGAGGCCGAGCCCUACGGCCCUGACUACGAGGUGGUCAACCAGUUCCAGCCGCCGCCCGCCUACACGCCCUGA
Passer domesticus (house sparrow) is the source of this 1427-nucleotide messenger RNA. RefSeq names its product transmembrane protein 127 (gene TMEM127). The transcript has 3 exons. Lineage: Eukaryota; Metazoa; Chordata; Aves; Passeriformes; Passeridae. The record is from RefSeq and is a predicted model, not a curated record. Gene Ontology annotation, biological process: negative regulation of TOR signaling; negative regulation of cell population proliferation. Bases 720 to 1427 code for a protein of 235 amino acids. Gene Ontology annotation, cellular component: membrane.